CAUAAACAUUCUCAUGCCAACAUGAGCACCCUAUUCGUAGCAUUGAGUUGAAAUAAUGUCAUCCAUGCUUGUCUUCUAAUAUAAAAUGCAUUCAUAUAGUAAUCGAAAUGUUCUCUUAAAAUAUUUUAUAUAACUAUCGUGCACUUCCGAUUGAUUAACUAAAUGACAACAGUCUUUAAGUUUUGCUGAAAUGGCUUGUAAUGAUGACUGGCAGGUAGCAGGACGUCGUAAAGGCGCUUCCCGAAGAAUAAAACACCUCAAAACGGACUCUCGUCAGCUCUCUGAGUGUCAGGUGUUUAAACAAAGGACAAUAAACGCAAUGAACGAGCUGAGAGGAGAAGACUUCUGGCUGCAAUGGAGAGAUGUCCUAUCUGAGCAUCUUCUUUCCAGUGCUUCAGUGUCCUCAAAGAAGAAUGAAGAUGUCUCUCUUAAGCACUGUGUGUGUUACGGUUUGGGCAAUUUUGCCUCCUGCAUAUCUGCCAGAUACCAGCUUGCAAUGUUGUUACUGCUUUUGGAGACACUCCAUAUUCCAGAGGGAAGUUGUUGUGUCUAUGACCCUGUGUUUUCUGCGUUGGAGUGCAAUGCUCUCAGAGAGCUCGGCUUCGAUGUGUUAACUGAAAAUGAGGAGGGGAAGCGAGCGGUGUGUCAACCUACCCUGUUCUACCUGAUGCAUUGUGGGAAAGCUCUGUACAACAACCUGCUGUGGAAAAACUGGUCGCCUCAGACUUUGCCAAAGAUUGUUAUUAUAGGCAACAGUUUUCAUGGCAUUCAAGAAAGGAUGUUACAGAGAGAAUUUGAAAGAGAUUACAGCUUCUUAUCAAAUGUGAUCCGUGUAUGUGAGGAGACGUCUCUGUUCUGCUCACACCGCUUUCUGGAUGUGUUUAAUGACACGGCGCUCAUUCAGUUCCCUCCUGAGAAUCUGAACAGACUUGCAGACUGUACGUGGACUGAGACUUCAGAGCCGCUGUACCAACACUGCAAGGAUCUCGAGAUCAUCCUGAGAGAGAAACACUGCUGAGGAAUAUUAACAAACGUGAAACACGAUGCUGUUAAUGUUUCAUUACGUUUUUAAUAUUUUCUUUAUAAUUAUUUUGGGAAAAUAAUGUUAAAGUAAAGAUAAUGUAUUUUAAUUACAUAAAAAAGAAAACAUUUGAAAAGAAAUGCUCAAUGUCUGUGCUUCCCUUUUUUAAAGAAAAAAAUACAUUUGAUCUAAAAUCAUUUGAUUUUCCACUGAUGUAACUAAAGCUGUCUGAAUUGGGAAAUGUAUUAACCAACCGACUGGUCUAUUCUUAGUAGAAAAAGUAGGCUUGUAGUCUACGCUUGUUGGCUCUUGACAAAAUGUUAAGUCACAUUGGAUCAAUGCAUUUGCUAAAUAAAUGUAAAUGAUGAGAAAACUGUGAAAUAAAGAACUUUUUUGUUUGA
This is a messenger RNA of Triplophysa rosa, 1422 nucleotides long. RefSeq names its product SRR1 domain containing (gene srrd). NCBI's taxonomy places the organism in Eukaryota, Metazoa, Chordata, Actinopteri, Cypriniformes, Nemacheilidae. Bases 191 to 1018 code for a protein of 275 amino acids. Gene Ontology annotation, biological process: microtubule-based process. Gene Ontology annotation, cellular component: cytoplasm; nucleus. The transcript is spliced from 7 exons. The record is from RefSeq and is a predicted model, not a curated record.